This is a messenger RNA of Amborella trichopoda, 3876 nucleotides long. RefSeq names its product Disease resistance protein (TIR-NBS class). Gene Ontology annotation, biological process: signal transduction; recombinational repair. Gene Ontology annotation, molecular function: ATP hydrolysis activity. The record is from RefSeq and is a predicted model, not a curated record. Lineage: Eukaryota; Viridiplantae; Streptophyta; Magnoliopsida; Amborellales; Amborellaceae.
GGAGAGAGGGGAUGAAGAGAGAGAAAGGACAAAACGUGGCGUUUGAGGAGAGAGAAUGAGGGGGAAGAGUUUCAAAGACCGUGCUGGUCGAAGUUUGAUGGAGAGAGGAGAGAGAGAAGUUCAGAACCCAGGAGUCCGGGACACAAGUGUUUUGACUCAUGACGGAAAGAGAGGAGAGAGAAAGUAGAGAGAGACUUUCCUAGUUGGGGGUGUUCAUGGGGUGGCUGUCCGGGGAAAAAUGCGAAUCUCUAGCUUCACUUCUCACCAAAAUUUAGCAGUUUCAGAGAUUUUGUCUCUCAUCCAGUCUAGAGGAGUCCCCCCUUGCCAUUGAGCAAAAAAACGGGCCUAAGAAUAGAAUGCAUGGUUUAGUCUUGGUUUUUAACAGGCAAACCUUUCUCAGAAGAUGGGUCAAUGGAGCUUUUACAGGAAAGCUCCUCUCUUGGGGCGCCUGCAACUACCUCAAGGAACCUCUCUUCUUCUUCCUCAGCUUUUGUAUCAGCUGUUCAAUCCCCUUUCUUCUCCCCAAGGUCCCCACCCUUUCUUGGAUCUUCUUCCAAUUUAUCAGAUCCAAUGGGGUCAGACGCUCAAAGCUCUUCCAACCUGCUGAUUUCUCUGCAAAACCAUGGCUUUCCUGAUGUUUCGAGAGACCCCAAUUCUUGCCCCUCCUCCAUUGAUGCACUGAAGAGCUCCCAUGGUGUUUCUGUCACUAACUCUGGCAAGAAGUGGGAGGAGAAGACAACCCGUGAUCUCGACUCUCGUCUUAGAGCCCACGAUGCUUCUCUCUCAACCUUGAGCAGGAAGUUGGAAUCCAGACAAAUCCAUGAUCUUGAUUCGCUGCAUAAUGGCUCUCUCGCUCUUUCUCUUUCUAAGUUUGCGAGAAACACUGAAUUGAAUCAUGUUUCUCCAUUAAAGGACAGCCCUCCUAGCAAUUCAUCUCACUACAGUGGCUCCACAAGCAGUGGCUAUGUCGGGAGCACAGAGAAACGCUCUGCAAAGAGUAAGAAAACAGGAAUUUGUAGCUCUUCUAGAACCCAUGAAUCCUCUUCUUUUAUUCAAACUCCACUCUCUCUCCCUUCAUCAGCGAGGCUAAGGAGCUGUGAUGUCUAUAUUGGGACUCAUGGUCGAAGGCCUUCGCUUCUUCGGUUCAUCAAAUGGCUAAGAGCUGAAUUUGAAUUGCAGGGAAUCACUUGUUUCGCAGCCGACAGAGCUCGAUACAGUGAUUCUCGAAGCCAUGUCUUAGCUGAGAGAGUGUUGAACUCUGCAACUUUUGGCAUGGUGAUCAUAACCAGGAAGUCUUUUUCGAAUCCUUAUAGUAUAGAGGAGCUCAGGCACUUCAUGAGUCGGAAGAAUUUGGUCCCGAUCUUCUUUGAUUUGGGCCCUGGUGAUUGUUUAGCCCGAGACAUUAUUGAGAAGAGAGGAGAAUUGUGGGAGAAACAGGGUGGGGAGCUAUGGAUGUUAUAUGAUGGAUUGGAGAAAGAGUGGAAAGAAGCAGUUGAGGGUCUUUCCAGGGUUGAUGACUGGAAAUUGGAUGCUCAUACUGGUAAUUGGAGGGACUGUAUACUGAGUGCUGUGAGCCUCUUGGCGAUGAGACUCGGUAGGAGGAGUGUGGCAGAGAGAGAGAGGGAGAGGAAGGAGAGGGCAGAGAGAGAAGAGUUCCCAUUUCCUAGGAAUGAAGAUUUUGUGGGGAGGAAGAAAGAGCUUCUCGAGCUCGAGCUUAUCUUGUUUGGGGACUCUGGAGAGGAGUGUGAAAGCGACUAUAUCGAUAUCAAGGCCAGGCACAAGAGGAAAAGCCUGGUUAUUGGAAAGAAAAAGCAUGUAGGACAUCAUGACAAGGGGGAAGGGAGAGAAACAGAGAGGCGGAGCUCUGAUAGGAAAAAGGAUAGAGAGAAACCUGAGACUAGCAAAGGAAAAGAGCAGGUGCUAUGGAAGGAGUCCGAUCAAGAGAUCGAAAUGGAAAAAGUUGAGGGUUCUCACAGGAAGGGCAGGCCCUUUAAGCCUAAGCACAAAGGAAGGCAAAUGAGGGGGAAGAGAUAUGUAAACAUAUUAUAUGGAAAGGGAAUUGCUUGUGUUUCUGGUGAAUCUGGUAUUGGCAAAACUGAACUUCUUUUAGAGUUUGCCUAUCGAUUUGCUCAGAGAUACCGAAUGGUUUUAUGGGUGGGAGGUGAAUCAAGAUAUCUUCGCCAGAAUUACUUGAAUUUGAGCCGGCUCUUGGGGCUUGAUGUGAGCAUGGAGACUCAAAUAGGCCCCAACAAAUACAAAACGAAGAGCUUCGAGGAGCACGAGGCCGAGGCUGUACACAGGGUGAAGAGAGAGUUAAUAAGAGAUAUCCCCUUCUUACUCAUCAUCGACAAUCUCGAGCGUGAAAGGGAUUAUUGGGAUGGUAGAGAUAUAAUGGAGCUACUUCCCCGUUAUGGGGGAGCAACCCAUGUCAUAAUUUCCACUCGUCUCCCUCGUAUAUUAAAUCUAGAGCCACUGAAACUCUCCUACUUAUCAAGCAUGGAGGCCUUGUCUUUAAUGAAGGGUAGAGAGAGAGAGAUUUCUACAGCUGAGCUAGACGCCCUCAGGGUUAUCGAAGAGAAAUUAGGGCGGCUCACGUUGGGUCUUGGACUGGUUGGUGCCAUUCUUAGUGAGCUUCCGACAGUGAGCCCCACGAAACUUCUUGAAGCCAUUAACAGAUUGCCUGUAAGAGAUAUUGUAUGGGGUCCUAAAGAUGACCUAACUCUUGGAUCCCAUCCUUUUCUCAUGCAACUUCUUGAAUACUGCUUUUCUGUACUUGAUCAAGUUGAUGAAACCAAGAAUUUGGCCACAAGAAUUAUAUGGGUGAGUGGCUGGCUUGCCCCCUCCCCUAUUCCCGUAUCAUUGUUAACCUUAGCUGCUCAAAAAGUAAGAGACAAGAAUCCAGGGAUUCAAUUAUGGAAUAAGUGUUGGAGUAUAGUAGCUUGCAACUUUAUGAGUUCCCAUGUUAUGAGGUCUGGGAUUGAAGCUACUGCAAUGUUGGUUCGUUUCGGUCUUGCUAAAAUUUGUAGCAAAGAGGAUCAUAUCUAUGUGCAUGAGCUUUUCAAGCUUUAUGCUCGAAAGAGAGGGGGUUUAGGUGCAGCUCGAGCCAUGGUUCGAGGGCUUACAACAGCUGUGAUUCAGGCAAAUAGCAGAUUGGCUUUUUCGGAGCACUAUGACCAUUUGUGGGCUGCUUGCUUUUUGGUAUUUACAUUUGGAACUGAUCAGGUAACUAUUGAACCCAAGCUUCCUGAGCUCUUAUCAUUCAUGAGUAGAGCAGCCUCACCUCUCGCUCUUCAAGCAUUCAACCAAUUCUCGAGGUGCCAAGCUGCUUCAGAACUUCUUCGUCUAUGCAUUGCGGUAUUGGAUGCUGCAGAUGAAUCCUUUGCUUCCAAGGUUGAAAAGUGGUUGGAUAAAUCCUGUUUUUGGAGGAGAUCAAUUACAAGUGGGUCCGAGAUGAAUGAGCAUAUUUGGCAAGAAGCCACCCUCUUGAAGGCCAGAAUUCUAGAAACUAGGGCAAAGUUGUUGCUUAAAGGAGGCCAAUAUGACAUUGGAGAAGAACUUUGUAGGACCUGUAUCAAUAUCAGAACGGUGAUAUGUGGCCCGGACCACCCCUUGACGAAGGAGGCCCAAGACACACUGGCUAAGUUAGUUAGGUUCCAUACAAACUCAGAGAGAGGUUAAAUUGGGGGUUUAAUUAUAGAAUAAAGUUAUUUUGUGGUUUUAUUUUAGUGAGACUUUACAUUUACCAAAAGACAAACACACCAAGGGAAGUUAAGCUAUUGGAGCAAAGUUAUGCCCCUUGUAGUUUUUGUCUUCCUUUUUUCCAUAUUGGAUGCUUUGUAGUUAUUCUUUCUAAUUAAUGAAUCAAACUUCUGCUCA